Molecule: messenger RNA, 3421 nt
Organism: Culex quinquefasciatus (southern house mosquito)
Lineage: Eukaryota; Metazoa; Arthropoda; Insecta; Diptera; Culicidae
Exons: 3
Coding region: 585-2372 (595 amino acids)
Source: RefSeq, a predicted model, not a curated record
ACGGAUAGCGAUGGAGAUGGCGCUCACGGGGAUCGCGCUGUUGGUGGUGGCAGUGGAAGCGUUGAGGAAGCUGAUGUUGGCGGUGGCAGUAGUGUAGCUUCGAGAAACGAUAGCGUUGACGAAGCAGCUGUUGGCGAUGGCAGUGGUGGAGCUUCGAGAAGCGGUAGCAAUGAGGAAGCUGCAAAUGAUGGUGGCAGUAGUGCAGCUGCUAUUGUCGAUGGUGAAACUGUUGUUAGCAGUGGCGAUGGUGGACCUGCGGAAAGCGGUAACGAUGGUGCAGCUCCUGUUAGCGCUGGCGGUGAUGGAGCUGCUGGUAGCGGUGUAUGUCAACCGAGCAGAAAGUCGGUGGCAGACUUGAUCAAUCAGUAUCAAUACGCCGGCGAAGGUAGCAGCCGUCACCAUCAUCACUUGCGGGGUGGGCGUUUUCUGAGGAGUGACAACAAAACGUUGGGAAACUAGAACCACGGGACAGUGCAGCCGAAUGUCCUGUGGCAACUUCCAAGGCUUAUAACCUGAUUAAGCUCUAUGAGACCAUCGCAUUUAAGAGUGCAUGCAAGUUACACUACACCGAUGAAGAAAAGGACAUGUCGUUGUAUCGAUACAUAAUGGCUGGGAAGAAGUAUCAUGAGUUCAUGGUUGGGAAUGUUCCCGGCAUAAGCCUAGCUACCCUUCUAAGGCACAUGGACAAACAUACAACGGACAUUAAAGAUGGGGUGAUCGACGCGGCGGGUCUGAAGCGUUACCUGACCGAGAACGGCUAUCCGCUGACGGUGAUGCUUGCGGAGGAUGGGACGAGGGUUACCCCGCGUGCCCAGUACGACGAGCGAACAAACACUUUGACUGGACUAGUAGCUCCGCUUGACCACACGGGACUUCCCAAACGAAACUACUUUGACGCCAGCAAUGCGCAGGAUAUGGCUGACAAGUUGAAAAAUUGCCGACUGGCAAGCACUGCAUACGUUCAACUAGCAGUACCUCUAGAUCCAAAUGCGGCCCCGUACGUGCUGUUCUACAUGGGUACGGACAACAGCUUUACGUAUGCAGAUGUACUCAAGCGUUGGCUUCACACCAUCGACUUGCUGAAGAAGCAUGGCAUCACCGUUUUUGGUAUAGCUUCAGAUGGGGACCCAACUCUCCUGAAGGCAAUGCUCAGCAUCAUGCAAUUGGCAGAUGUACCGUGUGAUGAGCUAGGUGUUAGAUUUCUUUGGAAACUUGUUCAGCGCACCUAUCUGUACCAAGAUAUAACGCACACAGUGAACAAACUAGCGCGCAAGUUGUUCAAUCGCAAACGAGCGUUAAUGAUUGGUAUAUCGGUGGCUAGCGUUACCCACCUCGAUGCCCUGUUGGAUAAGGUUUCGAAGGACAAACACGGUCUCACGUACGGUGAUCUUCACCCGACCGACCUCAUGAGCUUUCGACCUACGGAAAAAGUAAUGGAGGAAGCCGUUAUCAACCUGUUGGAGGAACAAGUGCCUGGUAGCGAGGGCACGGUAGUGCUGCUCCGCUACAUGAGCGCUAUAUACCGAGCAUAUACUGAUGUAUCGUUGGCGCCGAUUGAAGCCAUCUCAAUGCUCUGGGAGGCGUUGUUUUUCAUGCGGGCGUGGAGGAACUGGACAUUGAAGAAUAGAACAAGCAGCUUCCAAUGUGUGACAGCAAACACGUACGCUUGUCUUGAGAUAAAUACUCACAGCCUUGUGCUGGCAGCAAGAGACUGCCGCGAUCGUGGCCGACCCGAGGAAUUCUUAGUGAGGUGUUUCGGCAGUCAGGACGUCGAGGCGACAUUCCGGAAUCUUCGAUCGAUGACGACAAUGAACCAUACCCAGACGAACCUCACUUUCAAGAAAAUCGGCGAAAAGCUGCGGCGAGCUCACAUGCUGCAUCAAAUUCAGCACCGUAACCGUAUUAAGUUUCGAUUCCCUGGUCACACGGGUCCGACCAACGUGUCCGUGCUACCGACACUGCCGACGGAUGCUGAAAUAAAAGCCGCACUAAGUAGUGCUGAGGGGAGGGCAUCUGAGGUCUUGGGCAAGCUUGGCCUCUUGCAGGCUGAACAAUCUUUCGAGUUUAGUGUACAUGCCCUCGGGGACCGGAACUGGGAAGACUUGAUCGUUUCCGAUAGUGAGUCUGACACGGAGGACCAUGAAGACCAUGAACCCGGUCAGGAGGUGUAUGAAGCUAAGCAUCUGUUUUCAAACUUUUCGGGCCAGAUCGCGCUGCCUAACAGCACGUCCGAUAAGCACAUCUACCUGAUACGAGAUGACCACGGGAAGGUGUUUCACGUUAAGAAGAGUAGUGUAGUGUGGAUGCUUACUGCGUCUAAGGUUCAGGAAAAAGCUCGUAUGAUACGUUACAAACAGCCCAUACCUAACUAGGGCAAGCUAGGUUGAUUAGGUUCAUAAGUAAUACAUAUUAUAUAAUGUCCGUACUCUUAGAGUGUGCUUUACUAUCCUUGAUGACACUCUGACUAUUCAGCCUCCAAGGUGGUGGUUGAAUAGUCAGGGGGGGUGUUAUACCCGGGUGUUUGUAGUAGCCUAUGUACUGGUUCUUACAAACACCCGGGUUAUACUCUUUGAAAAAUGUUGCCCCUAAAUGUAUGCAACCCAUGAAAUGGAAAAAGUUUCAAAAUUCGUCUAAGUCCCGGAAAUGGGGAAGUGUUCUUGCCUGCGAAGGCACCACUGAGCUGAGGUGAGAUGAGUACGUACCCACAGUUGUCUGAGUCGGGGCAGCGUAACGAGUGAGCUAUGAUGAGCGCGCAAACAUGCGUGCGCUUCAUAUACGUGUACCGUACCCUGUGUACGGACGCGGCGGAGGAUGGGUCGCGGUACAUUGACUGAGUCGGUGACCAUUUCGGUGGUAAAGUGGUUAAGCCAAAUUGGCUUGCACGUCGCUAAGCCAAAUUCGCUUAUGGGAUGUGUAACCAGUGUGAGUGUUGUGUACAAUAAUUGAUGUGACUCGUCGCGAAUUUUGUGUUAAAUUAUUUAAAUGUAAAUUAUUGUGCCAAGAAGACGUUGUGUUUGUCGAUGGGAAGUUACCAGGACGACGCCCAGCAAGCAAGAAACCCGAAGCUGGAAGUCCCACACCGUGCGUCGUUACCGCUAGUCACCACCAGGAGCGCUGCUGCUUAUCAUCGCAUGGGCGGCCAUUGGGGGUGGUGAAUGUGCGUAAUCCUUGAGGAUGACAGGAUGAGGAGGAGAUGGGUUGGCGCGUAAGAGGUCAGGGGUUCGGGAUUUUGACCCGACCGUUGCUCGGUCAUUAAGUCCGGAUAUUGAGAAGUGGAAGGUUGUCGGCAAGUGCAACCGUUACCCGCGAAGACCAGUGUUGGAGAAGUUAAUCCUUGGAGGAUUGGGAAGUGCCCGGAAGAGCUACAUCCGUGGCCGUGACGAGAGAGCAGGAGUUGCCCGUAGGAGAUUUGGACAUCCAG